AAGACCAACUCAUUCACAUUAUCACAUAUAGUGUGCAGUGUCAGUGUUAAAAUGUAAUGGGUGUUUUAAAAGCCAUCUGAAAAUCAAAUAUUGACAGUGACAAAAUGUUAACAGCAGCGCAGGUAUUUAUCAGUCACCCAGCGUUUAUUUCCACAUCAAAGUAUAUCUGGGACUACUGACUUAUGGGGGCAAAACAGAGACAAGCACACAAAUAUUCUGUCCAUUCAUAACAGAUCAUGUUGCAUGUAGUAUAGAAGAUAUAAGUAUAAACAUGCCAUGUGGGUUAAAAUUCAAUAUUAACAAAUCUUAACAUCACACAAGGGGUAUUCAAGCAAACAAAGCUGAUUUAAACAGUGAACUAUAUUUUUGUGCAACAAUUUUAAUCCAUUAAUGACAAGACAAUUAAAAAGAGAUGGAUUCUUACUUCAUGUGCAUGUGCUUUAGCUAUUUAGGCAAAAUGGGUCACAAGACAUAUUGCGUAAAAGAAAACCUAGUACCAAAAGUUCCCGUUUGUCAUGGACAUUCUGUCUGGGAAUGGUUUACCUCCCUCAUCUCCUCAAAGGACAACCAUAGGUGGACCGACAAUUACUCAUAAUUAUGGAUUUCUUGUGGACGUUUACUGGAGGAGUUUUUCUAACAAUCAUGCUUCUUCAGACCCAAACCCUUUGCUUCAAGGUGAUUUACAUAUCUGCUCCUGUACGGUCCAUAAGAGCCUCAAACACCACUACGGAUUCCCCCACCUCUUCAGCUACCACUGAGGCUGCCACCACAGAUCACACUGGACCUGCUGCUUCUCAACCCACCCCUGAAUCCACUAAAUCCCCUGAAUCCACUGCACUGCCCUCUACUGAACCAGCUACUGAACUUACCUCUGUGCCAGCUUCUACUGAAUCAGCUUCUACUGAUUCUGUCCUACCCUCUACUCAACCAACCGCUGUGACUACUACUGGAAUGCGUACUGCUCAACCCACCACUCUACCAACUUCUGCACCCGCGUCCACUGAACGUACCCCUGUAGUAACCACAUCUAAAGCCACCUCUGCUAAACCUACACUUCACCCUCCUGCUAAAUGCACAUCAACUGUUGCACCCACCACCACCACCACAGCACACGUCACGCAGGCAGUGCAGAUGACAGUGGCCACCACAGCCUCUGGACAGGGGAACACUCUGGCUCUGUGUCUCUCAUUCUGGCUCAGUCUGAUUCCCUUCUGCCUUAUUAAGGUGAUAUUGCCCUGAGCAUCCCACCCUGCCUUGUAUGUACUGCAUCAAAUGCAUCUCAUUUAAUAUGUGAAUUUUUAAGUUAAUAUUUUUGUUAAUCCUUUUUGCACGUUGUGGAGUUCUACCAGUCAUUUUACUACAAGCUGUAAUGUAGGUUGGUUGGAGCAUUGUAUGUGACAAUCUACUCUACUCUACUCUCAUCACUGGUUACUAGGCCUACUGUUACAUUUAUAGUUUCAAUAUUUAACACUAAAGUUCUUUUUUGUAGGCUUUCACAAGAAUUGUCCCCCUCUUCAAUGUGUAACUUAAGUGUCACAGGGCAGUGUGAAGUAAAACUUGCCAUGAAACGUGUUGGUUGUGGGAUACAACAUCACUUCCUGAUGAUAAACAAGAGCUACAAGGUCAAGCAAACCAAAGUUAUGAAUCUCUGAUAAGGUCUGA
Molecule: messenger RNA, 1662 nt
Organism: Engraulis encrasicolus (European anchovy)
Lineage: Eukaryota; Metazoa; Chordata; Actinopteri; Clupeiformes; Engraulidae
Product: mucin-5AC-like
Exons: 3
Coding region: 598-1239 (213 amino acids)
Source: RefSeq, a predicted model, not a curated record